Electrophorus electricus (electric eel) is the source of this 6466-nucleotide messenger RNA. It is a transcript of the gene usp11, whose product is annotated as ubiquitin specific peptidase 11. Lineage: Eukaryota; Metazoa; Chordata; Actinopteri; Gymnotiformes; Gymnotidae. Gene Ontology annotation, biological process: protein deubiquitination. Gene Ontology annotation, cellular component: nucleus. The record is from RefSeq and is a predicted model, not a curated record. Gene Ontology annotation, molecular function: cysteine-type deubiquitinase activity.
GCAUUAAAUGUUCCGGUGUUUCUAUGCGGUGACUGACUGUACACCUUUUCUAACAUUUAUGAAUUAUCAUGGCUACUACCACCAUUGCCUCCGCAACAGAACCUCCUGGGUUAGAAACACAGCAGCGAGACAUCGAAAGCUUACUCCUGGAGCAUGAGCUGCGUGUUGGGGAUAGCUGGUAUCUGGUGGGAAACAGAUGGUUUGACUUGUGGAAGGAGUACGUGACGGCAGGAGACCAGAAUGCUCCGUCGUUUCCCGGACAUAUUGAUAACACCGAGCUCUAUGAAGACUUGGACUCAUACCGGCUGAAGGAGAGACUGGUGGAAAAUGAGGACUUUGUCCUGGUUCCAGCUGAAGCCUGGCGUAAGUUGCUGUCCUGGUAUGGCUUGGUGGAUGAUCAACCUCCUUUGGAAAGAAAGGUUAUUGACCUUCCAAGCACAGUCAAAGUUGAGAUCUACCCAGUGGAAGUCUUCCUCUGUCUCCAUAGCGACAUGGACAACAUUUUAACAGCUCAGUUCAGCCGAGCAGACACCAUACUCAGCAUUCAGAAGCUGAUACAGAAGCAGUUUGAUGUUCCGGAGAAUGCUGAACCCAGACUGUGGAUGAAGAGUUCUGACACCAGCUGUGAUAGGCUACGCAAUGUCCAUAUGACUGUCCUCGAUUCCUGCCUCACCUCCGGCAUGACUGUGAUUAUGGAGAUACGGAAUGCAGACGGCACCUGGCCCAGCUCCAGACCCCAGAUCAUGAGGAACUCCAUGGAGGACCAGGAUAUGUACCGUGGGCAGCCUGGAGUAUGUGGCCUCAACAACCUUGGCAACACCUGCUUCAUGAACUCUGCCCUGCAGUGUCUGAGCAACACGCCGCCACUGACGGAGUACUUCCUGUGCAGUUCGUACCUGGACGAGCUGAACUUCACCAACCCUCUGGGCAUGAAGGGCGAGAUCGCUGAGGCCUUUGCCGAUGUCAUCAAGCAGAUGUGGUCAGGGAGACACUACUCUGUGAUGCCUCGUGUCUUUAAGACCAAGGUGGGCCAUUUUGCCUCCCAGUUCCUGGGCUACCAGCAGCAUGACUCCCAGGAGCUUUUGUCCUUCCUGCUGGACGGCCUGCACGAGGACCUCAACCGCGUCAAAAACAAAGAGUACAUCGAGCUCAGGGACGCAGAUGGCAGACCAGAUCAGGAAGUAGCAGAGGAGGCGUGGCGUAACCACAGGCGACGGAACGACUCUGUGAUCGUGGACACAUUCCAUGGACUGUUCAAGUCCACGCUGGUUUGCCCUGAGUGCCACAAGGUGUCUGUGACCUUUGACCCUUUCUGUUACUUAAGCAUACCCCUGCCAGUUAGCAAGGAAAGGGUCAUGGAGGUGUUCUUCGUUUCCCUUGACCCUUUGGCCAAACCUGAGCAGCACCGGGUAGUCGUCCCCAAGGCUGGCCUGGUGUUUGAUCUGUGUACAGCCCUCUCUCAAGCCACACAUGUCCCUGCUAACCAGAUGGUUGUGGCAGAUGUGUUUAAUCAUCGCUUCUACAAGAUCUACCAGGCCGAUGAGUCUCUCAGCUGUAUACUGGACAGAGAUGACAUCUUUGUGUAUGAAGUGAGCAGCAGCAGCGUGGACCGGGAGGAGGACGAGGAGGUGCUGCUGGCCGUGUACAUGCGCGAACGCUCCCAAUACCGCGACUACGGCUCCGGCGGCAGCUCCUACAGCACCACCCUCUUUGGCCACCCGCUCCUCAUGGUACUGUGGCGGAGCCAGUUCACCCGCGAGGCUCUCUACCAGAUCUUCCUCCAGCGGCUAGCGCGAUACGUUCAUCAGCCAGACCCUGAGGAAGUGGAAGAGGAAGGCGAGAACGAAGAAGAGAAUGAUGAGGAUGAAGAGUCGCAUAAGAGUCAGACCAAUGGAGUGGGUGGAGAUGAGAUUGAGGAAGACUCAAAGGGAGAAGGGCCAUCCAAGAAAAAAGCACAGGAGAACGCUCGGGAUGAUGGACAGAGUAAUGUCCAGUCAGAAGCGAGUCACAGCAGUGAAGGGGAGGAGAAAGCAGAGGAGGAGGAGGAGGAGUCGAACAGCGAACCGGAAACGGGUGGUAGCACAGAGGAGGGCCAGAUGGCUUGUGCCAGUACAGACAACUCCCAAGAUGCCAUUGAUGGGGAACAAGGUGCAACACGGGCCUCUGGGAAAGAGGCAGAUGAUGAUGAGGAAGAUGGGGAGGAGCCCAUCGCUCAGGCCAGUAAGAGGCUGACGGGCAGGCGGUGCUGCGCUGUGAAAAGGAAGAAACAACUCUUCACCAUCCAAGCCGUGAACUCCAACGGCACGACGGAGAGAGGGAUGGGAGAAGGGAGCAAUGCGUUCUCCUACAGCACUCAGCUCUAUGUGGCUAUUGACUGGGACCCUGACAUGAAGAAAAAAUAUUACAAUGAAAAUGAAGCAGAGAAGUAUGUUAAAGACCAGAGCAUGGACAUCCCCCAGCAACAGCCCACAGUGCAGCUGCAAGCGUGCAUCGAGCUCUUCACCACGGUGGAAACGCUCGAGGAUGAAAACCCCUGGUACUGUCCAGUGUGUAAGAAGCACCAGCUUGCGACUAAGAAGUUGGAUCUGUGGUCUCUUCCCGAGGUCCUGAUCAUCCACCUGAAACGCUUCUCCUACACCAAGUACUCCCGUGAGAAACUGGACACUAUUGUCGAGUUUCCUCUGAGGAACCUGGACUUUUCUGACUACCUCCUGAGGAAGACUGGCACCAACUCUGAACCUCCCAGCAGAUAUGACCUGAUUGCUGUCUCAAACCACUAUGGCGGACUCCGAGACGGACACUAUACCAGCUAUGCUAAGAACAAGGACGAUGGCCAGUGGUAUUACUUUGAUGACAGUAAAGUUACUUGUGCAAAUGAGGAACAAAUUGUGACCAAUGCUGCCUAUGUGCUGUUCUACCAACGCCAAGACAAGAUUCGCCAGCCCACCCUCCCUGCCCCUGAUGAUCACAUCACUUCCUUCAACCAUGAUGGACUGGCCGGAGCCAUGGAGUUAGACUGAAACAGCACUGUUCAUGCUUUUGUUUGUUUUUCUCUCGCCUUCCUCCCUUCUCCCUCUUUGUUUCCAUUCGGGCCCACUCUCAGGUUAACGGGGGAGUUUGUUUUUAGUUUGUCAUCUUUUGUUGGUGGGUUGGUUGUUUUUACAAAGAAUAAUAAAAAAACUUGAACCUCUUGCCUCUCGUCUAACCACCACAGGAGGUGAGGGGCAGAGGCUACUCUCUCAGGCAGGUGCAGAGGUAUCAUGGGUAGGGUACUGCGGGUUGUAGUUCUUUCUUUACGCGAAGCACACAGGAACUGGUUUAGCUGGUGGUGGUAGGCUGACGCGUAGCCUGAUUUGUUUGCAUUGUGUCGUCUGUUUGGUUUUUUUUGUUUGUUUUUUUUGUUUUUUUUCUUUUCCUCCUUUGAUGUGGAUUUAAGAGUUUGCAUGGGCUUGUGGGUUGUGUGAGUUUGGGAUGUAGGAGUGUUAUGCUGCCAUUUAUCACUUGUUCUAGUUAGUGACUGCUUUUUAGAUGAACUGAUUUUCUUUCAACCACAUCCUUAGACUGUGUUCGUAAAGAUGGAUAGCCGAUUUAGUGCACAAGUGUGGAGGUCAAGUUCAGAAAGUAAAAAAUCCUCUCCAGGAUUUUCAUCUGUCUGGAUUUACUUAGUUCAAGACAGAUGGUGGAACUAAUCUGUGGAAUCUGUUGGGUGAUACAAAAUCAAGGGCUCAAUAAUGCUCCAAUCCAAAUACACAUCCUUGUUCCUAAAGGAACUAGAAAGCUACGGUUGUGGCUUUAAGCAAGCCAUAAGUCAGUUGGAAUUCUCCAUUUAUUUUGUUACUUUUUUCCUGAAACUAGGCAUGAUUUUUUUUUUUUUUUUUAUGCAGUUUAUGGUGGCCCUUGAUUCAGUUACACUUGAAGUUAUUCUGGGUUCAGUGUUGUAAACUGUGAAUGCAGCCUCGUGUGGGAUCGGCCAAGUGUAGCACUAUGCUUCUGCUUCUUUUUCUUACUCAUUUCGAAGGCGUACUUCACACAGGCUUACCAGCGCAGCAAACGGGGACCAGCCGCCAUCAGGAUGCUCCUGCAAGCUAUGAUGCCCUGCCUGCCAACUUUUAUUAACUAUUGGUCAAACUGUUCAGUUUAACCUAACACUAGACUUUAAAGGCUUUUGAAUGGAGAGCUACAACUGAUUAUGUAAUUCAGUUCAAAAAUAGGAUAGUCUGGAUUCUGGUCCAUUUUCUUUAUAUUUUUAAAAUUGCCUUCAAGAAAGAGAUUCAUAAUGCAGUUUAUUUGGGCAGUUUCAUUUUUGUUGUUUUGUGUCUCAGUAUGGACUGUUACUGUCAAAUGCUGGGGGUUGUGGGUGGUCUGUUUCUCUUUUGAAUGCUGGAACAUGCUUUAAAGAGAGUUUGGCUCAAAAUUUUCACAUGGCUAAUAACUAAUGAAGGCUUAUAGCCUUUGUACUUUUACAGCCAUCUUGGCAUUUUUUGAUCGUUAUUCUUCUUAAGCUUGGGUUGAGCCCUUUCUUCCCUCUCACAUGUAUCAGGGACAGGGUCGUCAGAAAUGUAACUGUUGGAAUACGAUUUCUGCGAACCUCUAAGAUUCGCAUACUGUGCAAAAGUAUUUUAGGUGACUGUGUGAAAAUAGCUUUGUGUCUACUCACUCACUUGUAAGCUAUUUAUUUUUCAUAACUGUCAGAUGCAGACAGUGAGUGAGUUUUAAUUCUGAUUCCAGCACAUCUAUGUCUCUGCUGUGCAAAGCAGGAGCACAAUCUUUUUCCCCCCUCUUUUUGUAUUUGUCAUUUACCAUUGGGAAAGAACCCCUGUUGCAGGACACAAACAGACAUAUUUUUCAGCAACAUUUGUAUUUAUAUCUUUAAUGAAAGGGUUUGAAACAAAUGAGGAUACAAAUAUUGCAUUCUUUUUCAUUAAUUGUGUGCAAUUUAUAAUGGACUCUUUGGAGCAAUGAGAAUAUUUCAGUAAAGUGCUUUCUGGAUAGAGCUCUUAAUGAUUUUUAAAAACAUCUGUACAGUAUUUUUGUAUCAUAAUAUCUUUGAUCAUGUGGAUCAGAUGCUGGGGUGGGUGAACUUUCAUUUUAUUUUGUUAAUAGAUGAAAUAUAUAUAUAAUUGUAUACUCAUGUUUUGAUAUGAAUAAAUCAUUGUGGUAUUGAGGUUUAGAUUUUAUGCUUUGAUAUUUCAUGGAUGUUUGACUUCCAUCACUUCACUUUACCUCGAACAGAAUCUGGGAUCUUGUUAAGAAGCUCUCAUAAAGUCUUCCUGUUAUCACCAAUUGUUACUCCCCUUGGGUACUUGCAGUAUUCAGCUAUUUGGACCACCCAUCAAAAAAGUGAUGUCUUAUUUAAUACCUUUGGCAGCCUCUUAUUAUUUAGCUUGUUCCUCAUAGUGGGGGGAGAAUUGCUCUAAAUAACCAUUGCUGCAGACAGAGGGAUCAGUCUGUUCGCAUUUUUGUUUGAAUUACUGGAGUUUAAACUUUUCCAGCUUGUUUAACAAAUGGUGAAUGAUGAACUGUCUUCCACAUUUUCAAAAGUAGAGGCCUGCAAUUUUUAAAAUGUUUUUAAAAUAUUGCUGGAUAAGAAACCGUAUCAUUGUGUAAUUUUAGACAUUCCAUUCCAGCUUUUAUCUGAAAAGACAUCCAUAGCCUAACUCCCGUUGCACUAAGAUGGGUACUUCAGCUGGGCAGGCCUGGUGUCUUCUUGGCAUCUACUCCAAAAUGCUUAAGUUAAAGCUCAAAAGUGUUGUUCUAAGCAUCACAGUAGGAUCAAUAUCUUACAUGUAUGCAUUAAACAUGUAUGUAAAGCAUCCCAUUUCUGACCAGCACAAAUUGAUUCAGUUCUGAAUAUUCAACUGAAUAUGCAACUGAAUAUUCAAAAUCCUUCCACUGCUCACUUUAAUCUCCAGCUGUAGAACAGGCUAAAGCAACUGCCACAGUAUUCCAGUCCAGUCUGCAUGCUUGGGCCAUAUGCUGUGAUCCAUAGUAUAUUUCUGCACAAUGUUCAGCAAAUAACUUGAUCACCAAAUUGGCAUAGAUCUGUGUGAAAUGUGUUGGUCAAGCAGUCAUCCAUGCAAAACUAUCCUGUAUAGAAAUUAUGCUCUGAAUAAAAGACUAAGUUGGCUUGUGAAGUGUCUUCUCUUGACCACAUGGGUUAUGUAUGCGUAAAACUGAAUUGUUUUCCUACAAUUGUUUGAUUAAUUUCCACAUGAAUCACCCCUAAAAAUAUGUGGUGAACUGCACUUACCAUUUAAUCAGCUUCAUCAGACAUCAGGCCAGAUUCAUUUCUAGAUCACCAAGGGUGCCAUAAAAAUGUUCAUGAAGUUGCUUUAUUCCAUCAUUUGUGACAUUUUCAGGCAUGUUGGCACUGAUCAGACUCUAGUUUUUACAUUUUUUUUUUACAAGAAGAGACAAUUGAAGAUGAAGGAAGGCACAGGUGGUAUGAGAGGACUAGCUGUGAAAA